UCGGUUUAGUCUCUGUUUUCGGCACGUUUAUGCUGCCUCGCUGCCUCCAUUCAUGAUGCACCAUUCAUGCAUCCCUAAGAAUGGAAGCACACAGCGAGGAAAACAUUAUAAUAGCCUGCAUUAGCCCUGCUGGCUGGCCUUUAUUUGACACAUUGGCGCUCAUUUGAUGUAGCUUCUUUUCAUGUAGGUCAAGGUGAUGAAGAGCCCGAUUUAUUCUUUUUAGGGCACCGCGCGAAUGUAGGGCUAAUACAGGAAAAAGCCAAGCAAACAAAGGCAUCCAGCACCCCCUCCUCUGACGCACCUGGCUGCCCUGUCGCUGCUUGACAUGACAGCGCAGAGCCAGGCGCAGAGCAUCAGCAGGAUCAAGGGGCACCGACGUGCAGCCGGACGUGUGGACUCGACGAGGAGCAGAGGAGCCUCCGGACGCACGGCGGAGGAGCAGCAGCAGCAGCCCAGGGGAGGCCGGAUUGCAGUUUCUGGGGACGAGCGCCAAGGGCAGUGCGGCAGUCAGCAGGCAGACCGGGGGGAGGAGGCACCAGAGAUCUGUGAUACUUCCCCCCCAGGCCCCACUUUCUCUCUCUCACCUCCAUACCAUCCUGAAAAUAUGCUUGUGGAUGUUCUUAUGUUUCAUCAAUGGUGACUGGGACACUCCCCAUCUUUUUUAUCCUCCUCUGUUUUCCACCCAAACCAAUCAUUGAUGAUGGGCAAUUAAAGGAAUAGAUCUGCUCUUCCAGCAAGGGUGGAAUCAGGAGGGGACUGAUGUGCAUACUGGCCAGGAAACAUUUGCUCCCUCCUCUGGUUUUGCUUAUUUUGCUCGCCGCCUGCACUAUGGGCUGUAUUCAGAGCAUCGCAUGCAAGCCCCGCAUCAGACGGGAGAACAUAGUGGUGUAUGAGGUGUCAGCCUCCAUUGACCAGUGUCCCACCAUCAUCGAGGAGAACUCACCGAUUGUGCUCCGCUACAAGACGCCUUACUUCAGGGCCUCAGCGGGGGUUGUGAUGCCACCCGUGCCCCGCAACGAGACCUGGGUGGUGGGCUGGAUCCAGGCUUGCACUCAGAUGGAGUUCUACAACACAUAUGGGGAUAUUGGAAUGUCCAGCUGGGAGCUACCAGAGCUUCGAGAGGGUAGGGUCAAGGCUAUCAGCGACUCAGACGGCGUCAGCUAUCCCUGGUAUGGCAACACCACAGAGACAGUCACCCUGACUGGGCCCACAUCCAAACCGUCCCGUCUGACAGUCAGCAUGAACGACAACUUCUACCCCAGUGUGACCUGGGCAGUGCCCAUCAGCAACAGCAACACACCCAUGCUCACCCACAUCACCCGGGACCAGAGCUUCAUCACCUGGCUGGUGGCGAUGAACUCCGUCACAAAGGAGCGUAUCGUCUUGCAGACGGUGCGGUGGCGGAUGCGUGUGGACAUCGCCGUGGACCCUGACAUGCCUCUAGGAUCCCGAGCUUCAUUGAUGGGUCGACCCUAUCAGGAGCAGCCGCACAUCCUCAACUACCAGGAGCCCAUCCCUCCCAAUGCACUUGGGAGGCCCAACGCCAACGAUGCCCAAGUGCUCAUGUGGAGGCCGAGGAGGGGGGCACCACUUGUGGUCAUACCGCCAAAAUAAGAGACUGAAAUGCUGGCACAGACAAAAGUAUAAUCGUUCCCUCUUGCGUCAUGAGGGUGAUAAAGUCAUGAUGCCGCCAGGGAGGAGAGGACUGAUGGUUUCCCUGAGACCAGGAUGCCGGUGGCUCAUUAGUCCUGGAAGAUUUAAGAGAACCAUUAUAAAGAGCUGGAGUGGAUAUUAAAUCUUGGAUUUGGCACGACGUAGUGUCAGGGCCGGGGUUUCAUUAAGGCUUGUUUGGCUUGUGAUCAGUUCUUGACGACUUCAAAGAGUUCUGCCUGAUUUUUAGUGAAGAAGGAACAAUGUUUUUGGGACGAACCACAGAGGUAUCAGACCCCAACAAGAACUGCAUCCUGCAUCCUUAUGUAGAAGUUAUUGCAUGAGCCAGUGAGAGAGACACAACAAACUGCCCUUGAGAAGUUUAAGAAUAGCAUUUUUUGUAUAACUUGAUACCUGAAGAAAUUUUGAUUGAAAACCAGCCAACAAAAACCACCAAAAGAAAAAAAAGCAGGCUGGUUAAACCUCAUCAGUGCCAACAAAGGCCUU
This is a messenger RNA of Cheilinus undulatus (humphead wrasse), 2157 nucleotides long. RefSeq names its product family with sequence similarity 78 member Ba (gene fam78ba). The coding region runs from base 760 to 1614 and encodes 284 amino acids. Lineage: Eukaryota; Metazoa; Chordata; Actinopteri; Labriformes; Labridae. The record is from RefSeq and is a predicted model, not a curated record. The transcript has 3 exons.